AUGGCAGAAAGUUCAGACUCCGACCCUAGGUCACAGGAAAAUGGCAGUGUAGAAGAGAGUCACGCACAUAAAUUCGAACAUCCAAAGCAUCGCCGACUCCCAUUUCGGCAAUGGGUCGAAACGAACAUGAACUGGAGCUGGUUCACAUGCACACAGUCUACAGGUGGAAUAGCGUCUCUAUUAUAUGCUUGUCCGAAGCGCUUCGACGGACUUGACACAAUUGGGACCAUCAUCUUCAUAUUCAACAUCGUCCUCUUCCUAACAUUUACAACUCUGAUGGCCAUCCGCUGGACCGGGAACCCAUCAAAGAUCAGGGACUGCUUCAUCAAAGCACCAGAAUGCUACUUCUUCGGGUCGUUUUGGCUUACCUGCGCGACAAUGAUCAUCGAUAUGCAGCAAUAUGGUGUUCCUCAUACCGGACCAUGGCUCUUGGUAGCAAUUCGGAUCUGCUUUUGGACAUAUGCUGCAAUAACCUUGGUCUCAACGACCCUCCAUUUGACCUUCCUCAUCAAAUAUACUCCCGUCGAGAUCCACGAGUUUAACCCAGCCAUAUUUCUGCUGGUUCUCAAUGCCAUGCUUACAGGAACUGUUGCGGCUAUUAUAGCUGCAGAUCAGCCCCCCGCUCAACGCCUUCCAAUCAUCGUAGCCGGCGUUGCAUACCAAGGCCUGGGAUGGACGGUCUGUACAUUCUUCCUGAACCUACUCAUAGCUCGUCUGUUGGCGAAGGGAUGGCCGAAUCCGCCCCACACCAGACAAGGGCUCUUUAUCAUGGUGGGAACCAGUGGUUAUACCAUCGUUGCACUGAUUGGUCUGGCUCGCGCAACAAAUCCAUUACCGUACGGGUACUUCAACACCCAUCCAAUGGCAGGCGAGGUACUCCUCAUCGUAGCGACUUGGUUUGGGGUAUUUCUCUGGGUCUUCACAUUUUGGGUAUUCAGCCUUGCUUCUUGUAUCAACCUGUUUGGACUUUUCAUUAAGGAAGACAGGAAGAAUCUCAAGUUCGGCAAUGUAGCCUGGUCCUUGGUGUUCCCUGUAGUUGGGUUCACCCUAUCGACUGUCUACCUAGGAGAGGAACUGGAGAGUCAAGGGAUCCUCUGGGUCUCGGUCGGCAUGACGAUCAUGGUCAUCUCGUUCUGGCUUCUAGAUCUUGCGCUCAUGGCAAAGACAAUUGUCAUAUCCAUGUUCCUCGAUCCUAGAGUCAAAUUGUCAUAG
Molecule: messenger RNA, 1212 nt
Organism: Ramularia collo-cygni
Lineage: Eukaryota; Fungi; Ascomycota; Dothideomycetes; Mycosphaerellales; Mycosphaerellaceae
Product: related to C4-dicarboxylate transport protein mae1
Exons: 4
Coding region: 1-1212 (403 amino acids)
Biological process (GO): malate transmembrane transport
Cellular component (GO): membrane
Molecular function (GO): malate transmembrane transporter activity
Source: RefSeq, a predicted model, not a curated record